AUGGAUACUUCAACGGAUGCUUCAUCUAGUUUUGCGAGUAAUAUUAAUAAUGCAAAUGAUAAUUCUUCAUCAUCGAAUAACAGUGCAAAUAAAGAUACCGGUUUUGAAUGCAAUAUUUGCUUAGAGACAGCACAUGAUGCUGUUGUAUCUAUGUGUGGACACUUAUUUUGUUGGCCAUGUUUACAUCAAUGGAUUGAAACUAGAGCGAAUAAUCCUACAUGUCCUGUAUGUAAAGCCGUUAUAUCGAAGGACAAAGUGGUACCACUUUAUGGUCGUAAUGCACCUCAAAAAGAUCCAAGAGAAAAUGUUCCUCCUAGACCAGCUGGACAACGUCAAGAAGCGAGGCGAAAUCGAAGUUUUGGUUUGGGAGAUGGUGUCAAUUUUCAAAUGUCAUUUGGAGUGGGUGCAUUUCCAUUUGGACUAUUUACUACAUUUAAUUUAAAUAAUAGUGAUGUACGAUCUCAAACACCUCCAUCUGGUACACCCGAUCGAGCACAUCAUGAAUUUUUAUCUCGAGUUAUUCUCUUUAUGGCUUUAAUUUUACUUAUUUUUAUUUUAUUUUUUUGA
This is a messenger RNA of Didymodactylos carnosus, 567 nucleotides long. The record is from the annotation of a GenBank genome assembly. Lineage: Eukaryota; Metazoa; Rotifera; Eurotatoria; Philodinida; Philodinidae.